Molecule: messenger RNA, 5038 nt
Organism: Platichthys flesus (European flounder)
Lineage: Eukaryota; Metazoa; Chordata; Actinopteri; Pleuronectiformes; Pleuronectidae
Gene: syn2b
Product: synapsin IIb
Exons: 13
Coding region: 601-3132 (843 amino acids)
Biological process (GO): neurotransmitter secretion
Cellular component (GO): synaptic vesicle membrane; synaptic vesicle
Molecular function (GO): ATP binding
Source: RefSeq, a predicted model, not a curated record
GAGGGGAAGGGGGAGACAGCCAGUGAGCGUGCCGAGCGAGAGAGUGAGGAGAGAAGGGCAUAGUGAGCGUGAGCGAGUGAAAGAGUGAGAUAAGCAGAGAGAGCUGCAUCUCCUGAGCGCAUUCAGCUUGCAGCAGUUCGAGAGGCAGGCGGGCAGAGUAGAGGGGGAAGAGCACCAGUAUCUCAUAGGAGGGGACGACACCACACCUCUCUCUCUCCCUCAGACUCACACACACUCUCUGUCAAGUCACACACUCGUUUGUGAGGAGGCAUAAGGCUCAGGAGGAGGAACACCACAGCACACGCUGUUCUUCUGCUUUAGCUUUGGAGAGCUGUCUCUAGAAGACUGGACCAGAGCUGUAUCCAUCGCUUCAUCCAUCUCUCCUUCCUCGCUUCACAUCCCUGCAUCACAGAAGCAGCUCUCCGUCACCUGCCUCUCAACCAUCUGGACUGAUUUGCUCUCUGUCAUCCACCCAACCUCGGAUCAGUGGGGUUCUCUGCUUGUCUCUGCUCUCCUCCAUUCAGCCAAGAAAUCCAGAGACCCACUAAGAGAGCAACUGACCGACCGACUGACUGAAGGACCAACCUUCCAACCGCAAUCAUGAACUUCCUCCGUCGCCGGCUCUCUGACAGCACCUUCUUGUCCAACCUGCCCAAUGGCUACAUGACUGACCUCCAGAGGCCUGACCCAGCUGCUCCUCCUCCCCCAACCACUUCCUCUACUGACCAGCUGGACCCAGCACCUGCCCCAGCGGCGGUCCCUGCCCUGUCCCCGACCAAAACUCCAGCACCGUCCCAGGCGCCGGCCAGCUCCCCUGCAGCUCAGGAGCGGCGUCUAUCCCAGGUGGCUCAGCCGUCUCCACAGGCCCAGUCCUCCUCCUCCGGUGGUUCCUCUGGCUUCUUCAGCUCCUUCAGCUCCAUCACCAACGCGGUUAAACAGACGGCUGCAACCGCCGCCGGGUUCGUGGAGCAGUCGGCGCCUUCUCCCUCCCUCUCCAAGAAGUUCAAGAUCCUGUUGGUCAUUGACGAGCCCCAGCAUGAGUGGGCCAAAGUGUUUCGGGGAAAGAAGAUCCUUGGAGACUACGACGUCAAAGUGGAGCAGGCCGAGUUCUCUGAGGUCAACCUCAUCUCGCACUCAAAUGGAACCUGUAACGUGGACAUGCAGGUCGUCAGGAGCGGUACCAAAGUGGUCAGGUCGUUCAGGCCCGACUUUGUCUUGGUGCGUCAACACGCCUUCAGCAUGGCGCAGAACGAGGACUUCAGGAACUUGAUCAUCGGCCUGCAGUAUGCGGGCGUCCCCUCGGUCAACUCUCUGGACUCCAUCUACAAUCUCUGCGAUAAGCCCUGGGCCUUUUCUCAUUUGAUCAAUAAUCAGAAGAGGUUGGGUUCGGAUAAGUUCCCUCUCAUUGACCAGACCUUCUACCCCAACUACAAAGACAUGAUUUCAACACCAAGCUUCCCAGUGGUGGUGAAGAUCGGACACGCCCACUCUGGAAUGGGAAAGGUCAAAGUGGACAAUGUGAGUGAUUUCCAGGACAUUGCGAGUGUGGUGGCCAUCACUCAGACCUACUGCACCACAGAGCCAUUCAUAGACGCCAAGUACGACAUCAGGGUCCAGAAAAUCGGCACUGACUACAAAGCAUACAUGCGAACAUCCAUCUCUGGUAAUUGGAAGAGCAACACCGGAUCUGCCAUGUUGGAACAAGUAGCCAUGACUGACAAGUAUAAGCUGUGGGUUGAUACCUGUUCAGAGAUCUUUGCAGGACUGGAUAUCUGUGCCAUCAAAGCCAUCUGUGGGAAGGAUGGUAACGACUACAUUACUGAGGUUGUGGGUUCAUCUAUGCAGUUAAUCGGUGACCACCAGGCAGAGGACCGCCAGCUCAUCUCAGAGGUGGUGGUCACAAAGAUGAACCAGGUUCUGGCCCCCAGGUCGUCCUCCGCCUCCCGUUCACCCGCCCGCUCCCCUCAGGGCAUGAAGCCGACCACCGUGCAGCCCCAGCAGACUGCCGCCCUGAAGGAAGCAGAUCCGAACAGGACCUCAGGCCCGCGCCCUCAACCUCAAGGUGCACCAAUGAAAUCAAAGAGUGUGGACCCAUCAUCAGAGUCAGUGAAGAGAGCAUCUGAACCAGCGCCUGAGCAGGCCCAGAAACCUGGUCCCGCUCAGAAACCUGCUCAGGCUCAGAAGCCAGGCCCGAUCCAAAAGGCCGCCUCAGUCACAAGGCCUCCAGUGCCGAGGCCUCCACCGAUGACAAGAGCCCCGUCUGUCACAAGGCCAGCUCCAGGCUCUCCCCCAACCAAAGCAGCAGCCGUCACAGCUGCCAAAUCUCCUGCUCUAGCUCCAGCUCUAGUUCCAGCUCCAGCUCUAGUUCCAGCCCAAGCUCUAGCUCCAGCUCUAGUUACAACCCAAGCACCAGCCCCAGCUCCUGCUCCAGCCCCAGCUCUAGCUCCAGCUCUAGUUCCAGCUCUAGCCCCAGCUCCAACUCCAGCCCCAGGCCCAGCCCUAGCCUCUCCCUCACACUCAGCCUCAGCUACAGCCCAAGCCUCGCCCUCAGCCUCAGCUCCGACAACAGAGCAGCCCAAGCCCCAGUCUCAGGGCUCUCCGUCCCCAGCUCCCGGCAAACCAAAAGAGCUGCCGCCCAAACCCACACCACCUGCAAAGCCCAUCCCACCUGUACGCAGGAAUUCAAGGCCUCAGCUCCAGCCAAAGCCACAAACCCCACUUCCUCCCAAACUCCAGCCUGCUGCACCAGCCCCGGAACCCACUCUGGCCUGGGAUGCUCCCCAAACCUCAGCUCCUUCCCUGGCUCAGUCCCCGCCUAAUGCUCAGUCUCCAGAUAAGGCUCAGCCCCAGGCCAAGCUGGCCUCUCCCUCUGCAGAUGCCGAGUUUGACCCAUUUGAGGCAGCUGCGGCCCCCGAUGAGUCCGAGGCCCCAGUGGAUGAGCAGCCAGCUUCCCAGCAGAAGACCCAUCCUCUGCUUAAUAAGUCACAGUCCCUGACCAAUGCCUUCAACGCUUUCAGCGACUCCUCUUUCUUCCGCGGGGGCUCGAGCUCCAGAGGCGACGGCCAGGAGGAGGCAAAGGCGGAGACCAUUCGCAACCUCCGAAAGUCCUUCGUCAGCCUUUUCUCUGACUAGACACGGCCAACAACAACAACAACAACAAAAAACAUAGUCGGCCCUUCGCUGCGUCUGGCCCCGUCUCUGACCUUUGGCCAGCCAUGACUCGAUUGACAGUAAAUGUGAACCAGUCUGAGAUUAAAAUCUGUGUGUUAACUGUUCUGUAUUCCCUCCGCCCCCCCGGUCCCUCCUCUCCUCCUCCACUUUUCUCUGUGUGAGUAACAGUGAGGCCUGCUGGGUAGGAUGUUCAGUGAAAUGAUGACUGUGCCAGAGUCAUCGGACUGAAGGAGUUACGUCAUUGAAUAGAUUAGAUUGACUGGAACGAGAAAAUGUUUAUUUUUCCCGGAGCACACCCAAAGAAUACUUUCAGAAAUAUAUAUAUAUAUAUAUAAGGUAUAUUAUUCUCAACUACAGAUGGGAUGUACAUACAGUAUAUAUAAAGUAAAUAAAUAUAAACAUGUAUAACUAUAAAUGGAGAUAAGCCAAUAUUUAAUAAUAAGAAAAGACCCAUAAAUCAAGUGACACUUUUCAGUUAGCUUUCGUCAGUGGCAUAACUCUUUCCCUCAUUGGCUGGAUUUAUACACAUUUAAAAAAACAAAACAGUUAUUUGAUUGUUUCCCCUUCGCACACACACACACACACACACACACACACACACACACACACACACACACACACACAUAGACAGUGAAUUGAGUUCCGUCAGUAAGUGACAUUGAUCGUGUUAAUCCAGCCCGUCUCUCUGGUCCUUGGACUCGUCAUCACUGCCCCCCCACCCCACCCCCUUUUUUUGUCUCUGAAGUUUGUUGUCGUCUGAGGGAGCUGAAGAUCUGUGUGUGUGUAUGUAUUCAUCUGUGUUCAGUUGUUAUGCAUGGCUCCUCCGAGGGGUUGGGUGUGUCUUUGGAGCAGAAGGGAGCUCCAUCAGUGUUGAGUUUUUGCCCUCCGUUGCCUCUCGCUCUCUCUCUCUCUCUCUCUUUCUCUUUCUCUCUAGAUGUUGUAGCCUUAUUGUGAACAACUCACAGCUCCGUUUGUUAGUUGUGCAGAUCUGAGUCAACGACGGCUUGCAAAUCCAUUCAUUUACCUGACUUAGAAAACGACAGAAGGCGCGAUCGAUCGCUGCCUUGCUAGUGGGUUCGUUCCAAAUGGGCCAGUGAGGAACUCAAUCCUCCAAGGUAAAUGAAUGCAUUUUCAAACAGUCACUUGUGUCUGUUGCUGUGACUGGUGAUUUCUUGUUUCACCUCUGUGUAGAUCUAUCAACGGUAUUGUAUUUGUUGAUUAUUCUCAUAAAAAGACAUUGAGACAGUAGUGCAAUAACACCUCGACAUGACUGUUGAGCACUGUCAACCUGUUAUAAAUAUAGAUAUGACCAUCCGUACAUACAGGACCUGUGUAUCUGUUAAAAACCUUCUUCUUACAUUGCCCUUUAAGAUUCCUUUCAGUGGCGACACCCCAGGUUGCUUAUUACUGCCGUUGGAUGCCAGGCUUUGGAUUAAUAUGCCAUAAUACAGUGUUGGAUUUUCAGGACUCACUUUAAGGCAACCUGGAAUAAACCCGCCCGAAACUUGACUGGUCUUUUUCAGUUGCGUUGCUUCAUUUCAAGUCCAUGUGUGUAGAAACUAUUCAGAAAAUAUAUCAAUCUCAACACGUAACAACUGCAUAUCAACCUCUCUGCUUCUCCAUCAUUAGUACUUUGUUGCAAGUAAACAUAUUGUAAUUGUAUUUAUGAACGUGUCAUCUCAGGAGUUUAUUUUUUGUAAUAUAUUAACGGAUUUAUUUUUUUGAAGUCCCAUAUUGAUGGUAUAGUAUAUUCUUUGUUUUGUAUUGUGAUUUUAUUUGUAAUGCAAUAUUGCUUUGCAUGAUCUGGUGACUAAUAAUGGUUUUUUUUUUCUGUACAGAUAAAAAGUUAAUAAAGAUGUUGUUCCAU